GCCCCUUUCUAACACACUUGGAUCUUUCCUCUCUCUCUCUCCUCUAAUCCCUAACUAGAGAGCUCUCUAACCGCCGGCCGCCGAGAAUUGCCACGACGACGACGACGACGACGACGACGACGAAGAUAAGCUUCGGACUAGCUAUUUCCAGCUAACGAGAGGCUUUUCUAUUGAUUUCCACAUGAGUUCAUAGGCUUGCUUGCUGCAUAUCAUUUGUAGCUAGUUCGGCAGAGAGAGCAAGAAGGAACUGAAACCUAACCUUGUCUUGUCUCCUGUUUCAACUGGCGACGGAGGCGAGAUUCUCGUUGAUCUACUCUAUUUCAUCUCUUCCUUGACAGCUGCAAAGGGGUUCCAGUUUCUCCUCUUCUCCUGCAUUAGGAGUUUCUAUCUGUCAGGGCUCUCAUUAGCUUGAGUUUUGGUAUAGAAUCCAACCGUGUUUAUUCAGAAAGAUGCAAGCGGAAGAAAUCAACAGUUUCCAGAUUCAAGAAUGGUACCCAAAAUUCAAAUCCGUCUCAAUCAAAACCUUGAUUCACCAACUUCCAGAAUCCUUUGUUGAGUACCUGCUCGAUGAUUCCGGCCUUUUCCUUCUUCCUCACUCCAAUGAAGACGCCCUGCCUAGGAGAAUACACAAACCUGAAGAUGAAGAAGACUUUAUACUGAUAGAAGAUUCUGAAGAAGAAGAAGAACAUUCUGCACUUUCUUUCCCAGAUCUUGAACUGCAGGUGACAAACUCCAUCAAUUCCCUCGGUGGUGCUGUAUUCCCAAAGCUGAAUUGGAGUGCACCUAAAGACUCUGCAUGGAUAAGCUCUUCUAGAACCCUAAAAUGCACUUCUUUCAGCGAAGUCGCUCUCUUACUGCGAUCUUCAGAGUCCCUUACUCAUGAUUUAUGCCACGCCUACGAUUCCUGCACCGACAAAACAUCCAGUAGACCCUCCAACUUCUACUUAGCUCUUCGAAAAUGGUAUCCUUCUCUUCUACCGGAAAUGGAAUUCCGAUGCUUUGUACAUGGAGGAGUUUUGAACGCAAUUAGUCAACGCGAGGUCACCACUUUCUACCCUGCCCUCUUGGAGAAGAAAGCUGGUAUUGAAAUACUUAUAAAGGAAUUCUUUGCGGACAAAGUGGAAAAGAAAUUUGAGCUCAAAAACUACACUUUUGAUGUUUAUGUUACGAAGAAUGAUCAAGUCAAGCUUAUAGAUUUCAAUCCUUGGGGAUUCUUCACGCUUCCGCUUAUGUUUGAAUGGAUGGAACUUGAAGAAGAUAUAAAGAAGGAUGUGAAUAGUUUCCAGUUCAGGAUUGUGAUGGGGCGUUGUGGAGUAAGGCCAGGAUUGUCUACUGCUGUCCCUUACGAUUACUUAGACACAAGCUCUGGUAGCGGUUGGGAUCAAUUCAUGAACAAUGCCAAAGAGGAGGAGAUGAAGUUGCCAAGGAGUUUCGAUGAACCUUAGUGUCGAAUUUGUCUUCAGGUUUGCGAAAUCUUUUUCGUAAUGAAUUAUUACAACUAUAUACAUUUUUCUGGAUCUGUGUUCGAGUUUGGACGAGAAAUAGUAGAUUAGAAACGUUUUCUUGUUUGUCUAAGGAUGUUGUUAUAUGGAUGUUGAUUAAGAUACUAUAUAUAUUGAUGGUAAGUUGAACUAGAUUUACUAACAGCAGGUUUAUCAAAUUAUAAAAUGGAGUGAUCAAAGAAUAUGAGUUGGUUUUGCUGGAUUUU
Messenger RNA from Impatiens glandulifera, 1708 nucleotides. Its product is annotated as cell division cycle protein 123 homolog. Bases 450 to 1445 code for a protein of 331 amino acids. The record is from RefSeq and is a predicted model, not a curated record. NCBI's taxonomy places the organism in Eukaryota, Viridiplantae, Streptophyta, Magnoliopsida, Ericales, Balsaminaceae. Gene Ontology annotation, cellular component: cytoplasm. The transcript has 3 exons.